UUGAUGAUGCAUGAUACUUACAGUUUGCAUCUGUUCUGUUCCAAUGCUCCCUAUUCCCACUUGAAUUACUGCCAGCAAGCAUGUUCUGUGGCUGUUUUGAGUUGGUCUUGUAUCCUCGUCUUCCUUCCUGUGAGCUACAGCUCUGACAGAACUUGCAAUUGUCUUUGUCUUGAUGCAUCUUGCCUUGCUCAAUAUAUGAACCAUAAUGGGGAGUAUUAUUGACCUUACACUCCUUUGAAUUUUUAAGCUUUCUUUCAGCAUCAGAGCUUUCAGGAUGGAUUUUUCUGUGGAACAUUUUUAUGAUCUGCAUGUCACACUUGAUGAAAAUUAGAACUUUUGCAGAAAACAUAUUAAAAUUUUUAGCAUGAGACUGAACCCCUGCGGUAAUUAAUAUAUUUGUUUGUGGCAAAAUAUAUGAUAAUUAUAAAUCCUAUAUGACAAGCAUUCUUGUCUAACAUAUAUACCAAGAAAAUGCAAUGUCUUAGUUAUGAUUUCCUCAAAAUCUUGUUCUUGGCUGCUAAAUCUGAUGGUUUAAUGGUUCUUAAAAAUUCAUGGAUAACCUAGUACCAGAUGACUCACCUUUUGGACUUUUUUCUUGGUUGAAACAGAAUAAGUCUCUUUAGGAGAAGUGCUAGAAGUCCUAGAGGAAGAUUGCAGCUUGUUCAGAAUCUUCAUGAUGUGAAGUUUGACGGAUUUAUCUGUUUGCCUGGCUCGCAUCUCCUCUUUCCCACUUUUUUCUGUUGAACUCCCAUGUGUAACUUUUUCCCUGUUAAACAAAUCUGCAAGUGAUACCUUUUCCUUCUUCCCCUCUGUUCUUGUUUCUGGAAGUUGAAUUGAAGACCCAAAUACGUAUCCUUGGAAUGGGCAUAUCACCCUUCCAUAUUCUUCCAAUUUGGCUCCCCCCAUUGGCUUGCCACUGAAUGUAAUGGUGCUAACCUGACUGCUCCUUUUUGAAGAUUCAUCAGACCCUUUUUCUUCAGCUUCAAGGAACUUUUCUUGUUUAUCGUUGGUAAGCUUUGAAUCAAUUCCUGUCACAUCUGUUUUCUCUUCAGCUAUAUUGUCCAGAGAUGUGGUAAAUGUUGGUGUUUCUGGAUCACUGAUGACUUUUUCUGAACCAAGAGUUCCAAUGGUGAGAAAGCCAUGGAAAACUAAUCCUCCUUCAUCUUCUAAGUUUGCUUCUUCUCCCUUCAGUUCAAAGUCAGAAUCAGAAGAGUAUUUGCAUUCCUGUCUGCUCUGCUGUGAGGAUCUGCAUUCAUAUCUGGUGCCAAAUGUGGGUUUUGAAUGUGAGUCUCGCUCAUUGAGGGAUGACUUAGCUGAGAGGCAAGCGCAAUGAUUCCCUGCAAAAGAGUUCCUAUAAGAUCCCUUUUCAAAGAGGAGUGCAGAGAAAGAACGUAAAUAGUCUUGAGCAAGUAGAAUGAAGGAUGGUGGACCAUUUUAGUGGUGUCCAUGAAUUUAGUGGGACAUGGUUGCUGCGUAGCGUGUUUGAUUUCUUAAGCAUGGUCAUGUAGACUAACAUCCUUAAGUUAUGCAGAGAGUCACAUGGUGUUGUGACCACUGAAGAUCAUGGUCCCCGCUCACAAGGUGACUGCUGUGUGGAAAUUUUGAAAAUUUUAGAUUAUUCUGAGCUUCACCUAUGUGCGUGACACCACUGGCAUUUAUUGCAGACAAAAGUAUCUGUUACUAUGUUGUCACCAAUUUAAUUUAAGUACUCUAGAUUCUUCUCCUUAUUGCGUGUACGUUAGGUAAACUAUUUAUUCUAUUCUGCUGCUUUGAUUGAAACAUGGGGUACUUUCCUUGUUGGUCACAAGGAGGUUUCAGAAUAAGUUAGUUCUAGAUGUGAAAAGUUUGAAUACCACUUAUGAAUUCUUUGAAUGGCUCAGUACUGUUUUGCCAUAGCUUGUGCUGCAUCCACCCUAGUAGCUGCAACAAUGAAAAUCCAAAGACAAACUCAGUUGUAUGAGAAACAUGUGAGCUACUCUAUUCUGUAAAGCUGGGACUUACCCUCAUUUUGAGCAGUGCUUCUGAAAGCUAGAUGUUGUUGACCGCUUUGAUUUUCAUAGGAGAGAGAUUAUGAAAGAGCUCUAGAUAG
This is a messenger RNA of Rubroshorea leprosula, 2089 nucleotides long. Lineage: Eukaryota; Viridiplantae; Streptophyta; Magnoliopsida; Malvales; Dipterocarpaceae. The record is from the annotation of a GenBank genome assembly.